Molecule: messenger RNA, 1826 nt
Organism: Ceratosolen solmsi marchali
Lineage: Eukaryota; Metazoa; Arthropoda; Insecta; Hymenoptera; Agaonidae
Gene: Coprox
Product: oxygen-dependent coproporphyrinogen-III oxidase
Exons: 4
Coding region: 391-1557 (388 amino acids)
Cellular component (GO): cytoplasm
Molecular function (GO): coproporphyrinogen oxidase activity
Source: RefSeq, a predicted model, not a curated record
CAGAAUGUCCAAGCAGACCGCAGAGGUAAAGAGGGAUUUGAGUUUAUCGAUUUUCCGCACGGAGGGCAGGAGUUCGUGAUUCGUGAGUGACGGGAAGUCACGUUGUCAGUGAAUGGCGCUGAUUUUCCGGACACGACAGCAGCAUGCAGUACGCACAGAUGCCAAAUACUACUGGACGAAUAAAUACGCUCGUAGAUGAUACUUGCAAUUUAUCAUAGCAGACAAUUAUGAUUGUUACAGAGACAUCUUGAUACUUCCGGUAGCAAGUAAACGUAAGUUGAAUAGACGAAUUAAUAGUUAGAAACGCCGACUAAUUCAACAGAUUUCUCGCCAAAAUCUAAUAAGAUUUAUUUGGCAAAUGUGGAAAGUUAAUGUACUUGGAGGUUCAAAAUGGUAUUUAAGGUUUUGAGAAACUGGAAGCAUUUUCAUACGUAUAUAAUUAGCGAAAAGAAGAGAUCGAGUAUUUACAAAUUAAAGUAUAUUGGCGUUGGAGCAUUGGUAGCCACUGGCGUUACAGUUUAUAAUACAUGCGAUUUUAAUGUUUAUGCUGCUAAGUCAGAUAUAAAUGCCCAAGAAUUUCUGGCAGAACCAAUAACGAGUUUGGAGCAUUUAACAAAACAUCAAAAUGACAUGAAAUCAAAGAUGGAACUUAUGAUAAUGAAAAUUCAGGCAGAAUUUGUUAAAUCGCUCGAAUCUUUCGAAGACGAUAAUUUGAAAUUUAAAGUCGAUCGAUGGUUGAGGAAGGAGGGCGGUGGAGGUAUAACUUGUAUUUUACAAGACGGAACAGUUUUUGAAAAAGCUGGUGUAAAUACCUCCGUGGUUACUGGCACGCUACCUCAGAGCGCUGUACAACAGAUGAGAGCUAGAGGUAAACAUAUGGAUGACGGGCCUUUACCUUUCUUUGCGGCUGGCAUUAGCGCAGUUAUUCACCCUAGGAAUCCAAUGAUUCCAACAAUCCACUUUAAUUAUCGAUACUUUGAAGUGGUAAAUAAUAAUUCGAUACAAUGGUGGUUCGGUGGUGGCACCGAUCUAACUCCGUAUUAUUUGAAUGAAGAGGAUGCAAAACACUUUCAUCGUACUUUACAAGAGACUUGUAAUAACUACGAUCCAACUUAUUACGCUAAGUUUAAAAAGUGGUGCGACGAUUACUUUAAUAUACCUCAUAGAGGCGAAAGACGAGGUAUCGGUGGUAUAUUUUUUGAUGAUUUGGAUACACCCGACCAGCAAGAAGCUUAUAAUUUUGUGGAGUCCUGCGCCAAAUCUGUGAUACCUUCUUAUAUACCACUGGUUGAAAAACACAAAAAUGAUGGUUAUGGCUAUGCCGAACGUCAGUGGCAAUUGUUGAGGAGGGGCAGAUACGUUGAAUUUAAUUUAAUUUACGAUAGGGGAACAAAAUUUGGCCUUUACACGCCUGGUGCUAGAUACGAGAGUAUUCUCAUGUCUCUACCUUUAACAGCUAGAUGGGAAUAUAUGCACCAACCAGAUGAAGAUUCGAAGGAAGGUAGAUUAAUCGAAGUUCUAAGGAAUCCUAAAAAUUGGCUUGAAAUUAAAUCGUAAAUUUGUGAUAUUAUAUAAAGUUAAAAACUGAAAUAAUAGUUUUAUAUUACUUAACAUUUAUUAUACUUAAUGGAAAUGAGGCAAUAUACUUUAGGUAAUAGAGUAAUCUAUUUUAGUAGUAAAUGUGAAAAUUGUAAGUACAAUUGAAAUGAAUUAUUUUUAUAACAUUUACUCAUCAAAUGAGCAUGCACGUGUGAUAAGGAGGGACAGAGGAAUGUUACUUUAAAAAAUGUAUGUUUAUGAUAAUAAAAUUUUUAAUUUGACUAUAA